This is a messenger RNA of Protopolystoma xenopodis, 450 nucleotides long. The record is from the annotation of a GenBank genome assembly. Lineage: Eukaryota; Metazoa; Platyhelminthes; Monogenea; Polystomatidea; Polystomatidae.
AUGUCAGUGACCUUUUCAAGCCCCCAAACUGGGGAGGCAGAAAGUCAAAUACCCAUCACCUUCACUCAAGAAGUAAUAAUAAAAUCUUACACCAUUCACUCACUCACUCACUCACUUCAACCCUUCACUCACGGCAACGAGAGACCGGCCAAAUGGCACUUUUAUGCCUCCCUUUGCAUGUGUGAAUCCCUCUUAAAAGGUGUCGGUUCAGAGACGAGCUGCGUAGUAGGUCGAGACGACCAGUUCUGCCGGUACAACCAGCAGCUUCCACCCAAAAAUAGGGCCUGUUCGCAAGGAGGAUGGUUGCACGGAUUGACCCCAAGGCAUGGGAACCGAAAUGGACCGAUCGACUGGCCUACAAGCGUCCGUGGAGCAGCCGAAUUUCCGGGACUCGUCUCAGUUCAGAGACAGACGAAGACGCCGAAAAUGAGUGAGCGGGCCUCGAGAUGA